AUGAGUGAACUGAAGGACUGCCCGCUUCAGUUCCACGACUUCAAGUCGGUGGACCACGUGAAGGUGUGCCCCCGGUACACGGCUGUGCUGGCCCGCUCGGAGGAUGACGGCAUCGGCAUUGAGGAGCUGGACACGCUGCAGCUGGAGCUGGAGACGCUGCUCUCCUCCGCCAGCCGCCGUCUCCGCGUCCUGGAGGCCGAGACACAGAUCCUGACGGACUGGCAGGACAAGAAGGGUGACCGGCGGUUCCUGAAGCUGAGCAAGGACCACGAUGUGGGCACCUCUGUCAAACAUGGGAAGCCCAAGAAGCAGAAGCUGGAGGGCAAAGGGAGCCACGGGACUGGGCCUGGCCCUGGCCGGCCCAAGUCCAAGAACCUGCAGCCCAAGAUACAAGAAUACGAGUUCCAGGAUGAUCCCAUUGAUGUGCCUCGCAUUCCCAAAAAUGAUGCUCCAAACAGGUUCUGGGCAUCGGUGGAGCCGUACUGUGCCGAUCUCACCAACGAGGAGGUCAGAGUCCUGGAGGAGCUACUUAAGCCACCAGAGGAUGAGGCUGAGCAUUACAAGAUCCCGCCGCUGGGGAAACAUUACUCCCAGCGCUGGGCUCAGGAGGACCUGCUGGAGGAGCAGAAGGACGGAGCCCGGGCGGCAGCUGCUGCUGACAAGAAGAAAGGCGUCCUGGGGCCGCUGACCGAGUUAGACACCAAAGACGUUGAUGCCCUGCUGAAGAAAUCGGAGGCCCAGCACGAGCAGCCGGAGGAUGGCUGUCCCUUCGGGCCCCUGACGCAGCGUCUCCUGCAGGCUCUCGUGGAGGAGAAUAUCAUCUCCCCCGUUGAGGACUCCCCUAUCCCUGAGAUCGCCGGCAAGGACUCGGGAGCUGAUGGUGCUGGCACAUCUCCCCGCAGCCAGAACAAGCCCUUCAGCGUCCCCCACACCAAGUCACUGGAGGGGCGGAUCAAGGAGGAGCUGGUGGCCCAGGGCCUGCUGGAGUCGGAGGACCGGCCAGCCGAGGACUCGGAGGACGAGGUGCUGGCCGAGCUGCGCAAGAGGCAGGCGGAGCUGAAGGCCCUCAGCGCGCAUAACCGCGCCAAGAAGCACGAGCUGCUGCGGCUGGCCAAGGAGGAGCUGCACCGGCAGGAGCUGCGGCAGCGUGUCCGCAUGGCCGACAACGAGGUGAUGGACGCCUUCCGCAAGAUCAUGGCCGCCCGGCAGAAGAAGCGGACGCCCACCAAGAAGGAGAAGGACCAGGCCUGGAAGACCCUGAAGGAGCGGGAGAGCAUCCUCAAGCUGCUGGAUGGGUAGCGGGGGCUGAGGACCGCCCCCCUCUGCCACAGAUCUCAGCAGCCGGGGUGGUGGCUGUGACCCUGUCACCCGCAGGGUGGUGGCAUGCCCGUGCCCUGCCUGCGUGGGACAGAGGGGGCGCAGCCCCCUGCAUGCCCAGGGCCUGCUCAGCCUCCCCACCCGGGUGACAGUCCCAGCUGCUGUCCCCUCCACGGACGCAGCUGUCACCGACCCAAGCUGGGGACCGCAUGGAGGUGCCAGGGUCCUUCCUGGGAACAUCCCCCCACCCCCGUGGUCAGUGGCUUCCGCUCCCAUUUCGUCGUUGUCCCCCCACCGUGCUCCUCCUGUUAUUUUGGGAGGGUGACAUCAGCCAGGCCACUGCGGGGGGGGGGGGCGGAUGUGGUGGCUGCUGCGG
This is a messenger RNA of Chroicocephalus ridibundus (black-headed gull), 1693 nucleotides long. It is a transcript of the gene TADA3, whose product is annotated as transcriptional adaptor 3. The coding region runs from base 1 to 1299 and encodes 432 amino acids. Gene Ontology annotation, cellular component: SAGA complex. NCBI's taxonomy places the organism in Eukaryota, Metazoa, Chordata, Aves, Charadriiformes, Laridae. The transcript is spliced from 8 exons. Gene Ontology annotation, molecular function: transcription coactivator activity. Gene Ontology annotation, biological process: regulation of transcription by RNA polymerase II. The record is from RefSeq and is a predicted model, not a curated record.